GAUGCGCUUUAUUUUGAAAAUCUUUGACAGAAGACCGGAUGUUUUCUUUGAGGAACAUGACGUUUUCUAAAAUAUUUUACGUCUUUUAAAACAUAUUGAAAUGCGUUAAAGCCUGUUUUUUUCCAUGGAUAUCUGCUUUUUAUUCUCAAACGGUCAUACUAAGCCAAGGGUGAACUUGGUUACCUGGUGAUCGCUGUGGUCGCGUGCUUCUUCUUUGGGAGACUCUGGCUCCAGACCGUCGUCCUUCCAUAGAUGAAGAUGUCCCUGGCUCAACGUGUCCUCCUCUCCUGGAUAUUUACCUUGAUCUUUCUCAUCAUGUUGGUCCUCAAGCUGGACUCCAAAAUCCACUGGAACUGGUUUCUCAUCUUCCUUCCUGUUUGGACUUUUGACGCCAUCCUCAUCCUCAUGCUGAUAGUGAAGAUGGCAGGUCGCUGCAAGCCGGAUUUUGACCCAAGGGACGGCGACGAGAGCGUGAAGAGGAGGCUGUGGUACCUGGCAGCCCUGCUGCUGAAGCUGGCCUUCUGUCUGACUCUGUGCUCCCGCCUGGAGAAGCACACCGACGUGCUGGUCAGUGUUGUGUGCGUCCCUCUGUGGCUGAUGCUCGGUGGAGCAUUGCUGGAGUUGGGACACAGUGUUUUCUGCUACAGGAGGGACUGAACUUCCAACAUUUAGGACUUUAUUCCAUGUAUGUGGCAAUAACACCAUUCAGAAGCAGCUCCAAAGGAAGAUAAAGUUAGCUUACUUCUGAUUAAAUGUCACAAAGUCAUAAAUGAAUUUAUGGAAGGUUCCUUUGAGGUUUUCUAAAAGGUAAAAAAACGGCAACUAUGUGUGGUAUAAACGACAGCUCGCAGUACUAAACUUACAGUCCACAGGGUUAAAAUAAAUGAACUUUUCACUUAGAUUUUUACAAUUUGUUGCGUUUUUUUUCCAUCUCCCCAUCAAUGCGAAUAGAGUACAGAGCAGAAUUUUGGACUUGAUUGGGGAUAAAAAUGGUUCUAUAAUUAAUUUUAGAGUUUACUGUAUCUACUUCUAUAUGUAUUAAAGAUAUAUUUGCAAAAAA
Oryzias latipes (Japanese medaka) is the source of this 1060-nucleotide messenger RNA. RefSeq names its product transmembrane protein 60 (gene tmem60). Lineage: Eukaryota; Metazoa; Chordata; Actinopteri; Beloniformes; Adrianichthyidae. The record is from RefSeq and is a predicted model, not a curated record.